AUGAAAAUCACUAAAGUAUUAUACCUCAUUGCUGCUUUGUUAGCAGUCAACUUCAUUGCCCCAAGCUUCUACAAUAAUGUUGUCGAAGCAAAGAAAGCCGGUGGAUACAAGAAUUUAUCUCCAGCUGAAAGAAAAAAGAGAAACCAAAAGAUCAUGAUGAUCUCCUCCAUUGCUUCUGGUAUUGCCGUACUCCUCGGUACUGCCUUAGGCUUAGGUAUCCACUACAAGAGCAGUGGCAGUAACAACAAAAGAGGAGCAACUACCGUCCCAUCCCCAAGAAAAGAGCCAUUACUUGGUGGCCAGAACCAAAAACCACAACAACAACAACCUCCCAGAAAAACCUACUAA
Messenger RNA from Plasmodium coatneyi, 348 nucleotides. RefSeq names its product Early transcribed membrane protein. The transcript has a single exon. NCBI's taxonomy places the organism in Eukaryota, Apicomplexa, Aconoidasida, Haemosporida, Plasmodiidae. The record is from RefSeq and is a predicted model, not a curated record. Bases 1 to 348 code for a protein of 115 amino acids.